Messenger RNA from Panonychus citri (citrus red mite), 1617 nucleotides. RefSeq names its product mediator of RNA polymerase II transcription subunit 19-like (gene MED19). The coding region runs from base 145 to 840 and encodes 231 amino acids. Gene Ontology annotation, molecular function: transcription coregulator activity; transcription factor binding. Gene Ontology annotation, cellular component: mediator complex. The transcript is spliced from 4 exons. The record is from RefSeq and is a predicted model, not a curated record. NCBI's taxonomy places the organism in Eukaryota, Metazoa, Arthropoda, Arachnida, Trombidiformes, Tetranychidae. Gene Ontology annotation, biological process: positive regulation of transcription by RNA polymerase II.
GAUUCUUUUUUGACAAAAAUUUUCUUGUUUUGGUUUUUUUAGUUUUUAAUUGUUUAUUAAUUUCUAUUUAUAUUUUACUCAAUUAGAUUUAAUUGAGGUUUUCCUUUAAUUUGUUGGAUUGACUGUAAAACAAUAAUCAGACAAAUGAUUACAGAAACUGUUCGGCGGACUAAUGGGGACCAAUAUUCACCUAAGUCAAGCCCAAGAGGUUCUCGGUCUCCAUUAGUGAACAGACAAGACACCACAGGAACUUUAAAAACAACAAUUUCGCUCGGUAAAACACCAGCUAUUGUUCACAGUGGACCAUUUUAUUUGAUGAAAGAGCCUGGAGUUGAAAGUGAGCUAACUGGCUCUACAAAUUUGAUUAAAUACUAUAAUCUGGAACAUUCUUUCUCUAAAUUUUGUUGUGGCCGGAAAAUUAAAGAUCAAUUAAGUGCAUUUCUUCCCAAUUUACCUGGAAACAUUGACGUACCUGCGACUCAAAAUGAUAGUUUACGAAGUCUAAUGGAAAAACCACCGAUAGGAGGAAAAGAAAUACUACCUUUAACACAGAAUCAACUAGCUGGUUUCAGAUUACAUCCUGGACCAUUACCUGAACAAUAUAGACUCAUGAAUCAACCCAUAGUUAAAAAGAAACACAAGUCAAAGAAAAAACAUAAAUCAGAGGAAACGAAUCCUGAUAUACAAAUGGAAGUUUUAGAAACCGCAUCUUCUGGGGGACACGAAAAGAAGCACAAGAAUAAAAGAAAACACGAAGAUGACAAAGAAAGAAAAAAGAAAAAGAAAGACAAGAAAAAGAAGAAGGCAAAACAUUCACCAGAAUCAACUGUUGGUCCAUGAAAACACCAAUUCCACCAAUAAGCAAUAUCUUUCUGUAAAUAUCGAGAGAAAAAAAAAUCACAAGAAGAAAAAAAAACUCCUUUUGAUAUACUUGUAGUACCAUAAUAAUGAAAUUGCCUUGGAGGAUUGUCUUGAUCAUUCACCUACCUAAUUAAUUGUACUGCCUUCAGUUUAAUUGAACAUCCGCUGCUACUGAUCAUCAACAUCGUCACCAUCAUUCACCACGAUCCAUAUUAUGUAAUCACCAUUCUGAUCAAUUCAAUGAGAUUCAACAGUUUCCUCUCUGUACAACAUAAUUGAAAUUGAUUGCACGAUGAGAUUGACUUUCAUCUUUUCUCGUACCAAUUUAUAAUUAACUCUCGAAGACGCAAACAACAACCCAACAGCCCCCACGAAAAAGCAUCUCACCAACAAUUAAUUUUCUGAUUCACCUCUAAUCACCUUUGCCAUAACUAAUUUACACUUUCAUUCAUAUACACAAACACACCAAGAGGAUAAACAAUCAGAUAUUUAAAGUCAUUCAGAUUUAAUCAAACCAAAUCACCUCAAUCAUAAAAAUCAGAUUAACAAAAUGAUUUAUCUAAUAACGAAAAGCAACCAAAAGAAAUACUAUUAUCUUUACUUACGAAACUCAUCAACAUCCAACUUUCAUCAUUUCCUUUUCCUGUUUAUCCUUUUAUUUAAAAAAAACAAAAUUUUCUAAUUCCAUAAGUUUCAUUGAGAAAACACAAAUUGGUUUAUUGUAAAAUUAAUAAUAAAAAAACUAAUUGAAUUUGA